AUAGUUUAGCACGCUAGAAGUAAGCACUGAGCAUAAGCAGCUACUGGCAUCUACAAUACAAGAAAAAGGUCCAUCCAAAAAACGUUCAUGUCCCCCCGUAUCGCAAUCAUCUUCGGCGCUGGACCCGGUCUCGGCGCCGCCGUGGCAUCCGCCUUCUCUCCCUCACACUCCCUCGUCCUCUUAUCCCGAUCCCUCCCGGGAUCCUUGCCCAAACUUAAGCUGGCAGUCCCGGACGAUCAGAUCCUUGCUUUGUCCUCUGAUGGAAGUCUCAACUCCAUGCAAGUGGCAGUGGAGGCUAUGAAGAAAAAGUGGCCUUCAGGGGUUGUGGAUGUCGGAGUGUAUAACAUGGGUGGGGGAUAUAAUCCUCAGUCUUUUCUCAAGUACGAAACUAAAGAUUUGAUGUCUGGGCUAGAAGGGGGAGUCAUCUACGCAUUCUCCUUUGCUCAAAUCAUGAUGCCCCUUCUUCUCAAACAAGGAGGUUCCCUAAUCUUCACAGGCGCUACUAUGUCCCUUCGAGGCGGCGCCGACUUUUCCGCUCAAGCACCAGGCAUGUUCGCCCGUCGUGCCCUUUCGCAGUCACUCGCAAGGGAAUUCGGACCUCAAGGAGUUCAUGUUUCUCAUGUGAUAUUGGAUGGGUUGAUAGAUACGCCUCGAAUUCAAGAUUGGGCAGGUGAGGAUAAGGAGAACACUAGACUAAAGCCAGAGGAUAUCGCGCAGCAAUAUGUCAUGCUCGCAAACCAACCAAAGUCGGCGUGGACGCAGGAGCUCGAUUUGAGACCUUUCUGUGAGAAGUUUUGACCUCGAAGAGAUGCUUGAAGCGAGAAGGAGAGACUCAUACCAUAUAUGUCGUUGAAUCGUUGACUUGGUGUGAACUUUGAGAUGCCCUAUGUAUCCUAUGCAAUCACUUUCCAUGAUUCAUGAAUGAAAGCCUGUACAG
Molecule: messenger RNA, 937 nt
Organism: Tremella mesenterica DSM 1558
Lineage: Eukaryota; Fungi; Basidiomycota; Tremellomycetes; Tremellales; Tremellaceae
Exons: 5
Coding region: 88-798 (236 amino acids)
Source: RefSeq, a predicted model, not a curated record